This is a messenger RNA of Adineta steineri, 954 nucleotides long. NCBI's taxonomy places the organism in Eukaryota, Metazoa, Rotifera, Eurotatoria, Adinetida, Adinetidae. The record is from the annotation of a GenBank genome assembly.
AUGGCUAAGUCAACAAUCACGACACCACCACAAAGAGGUAGUUCUUUUCGUGAGCAAGUAACUUACCCAAUUGGAUCUGUAUUGGCUCCACAAUAUCUAUCAGUCGUUGACGUCAAUGAUGACGACAAACCAGAUAUUAUUGUUGCAAUUAAUAUGGGACAUAGUGUUGGUGUUUUGCUCAAUGAUGGUUCUGGUCACUUUCACGCCGUAGAAAUGUAUAAAACUGGACAGAGAACAUAUCCACCAGCAGUUGCAGUAGUUGAUGUUAAUAGCGAUAAAAAACCCGAUAUUAUCGUGACAAACCAAAAUACAGACACUAUCGGUGUUUUCCUAAACAUUGGUCAUGGUGAAUUCUCGUUUGAAAAAGAUUACGAGGUUCCGUUCAGUUUCAGUGCGAAGUGUCCGCAAGUAGUGGAUAUCAAUGACGAUACUCAUCCUGAUAUUAUUGUUGCAAACACUCGUGGAGAUAGUAUUGGUAUUUUCUAUAAUUCUGGCAAUGGAACAUUUAUUUCUUGGACAACAUUUUCAACUGGAAAAGAUUCAGAACCAAACUCUGUGUCUGUGAUUGAUGUGAACGGUGAUAAUAAACCUGAUCUUAUUGUGGGUAACUUAAAGACGAGCAAUGUUGGAGUUCUUCUCAAUGCUGGCAAUGGUAAAUUUCUUAGUCAAACAAUAUAUUCAACUGGACUCAACUCACGACCAGAAUCAGUGUUUGUAGCUGAUAUAAAUUGCGACAGCAAACCUGAUAUCAUCGUUGCCAAUUCCAAUGAACAGAACAUUGGUAUAUUUCUCAACUUUGGCAAUGGUACAUUUCAGCCUCAAAUGAUGUAUCCAACAGGAGAUCACACACAACCAUGGUCAGUAGUAGUGGGUGACGUUAAUGGCGACAGCAAACCGGACAUCAUUUUUUCAGAUAAAACUAAUCACGAGAUUAGUAUCUUACAAAACUAUUGA